AUGGAUUCCAAAGGCAAUGUCCGAAGCGGAAACAAACCUGAUGCCAAGGCCGCCGGAAAGCCGGAAAAGCCCAACCCUGGGCCUGCCACGAAUGCAGACAAGAAGGAGAUCCCCAAAGAGCAGCCUGCUGCUGCCACUGCCACCAAGAAGGCAGGUGGUGACGCUGCCGUCGUGAACAACCACAGCAACCUGAAACCCAGCCCCGCCGCCACGGAGACGCAAGAGGCCACCGGCCAGUCCCCUGACUCUGACCACAAGGGAGACAGCUCGGAGGAGUCACCAGGCAGUUUCUUCGACAACAUGAAGCCCUUGAUCAUCGUGGGAGGAGUGGCGGUGGCAGCGCUGGCUGUGAUUGUGGGAGUGGCAUUCCUAGCCCGGAAAAAAUGA
Molecule: messenger RNA, 387 nt
Organism: Acanthisitta chloris (rifleman)
Lineage: Eukaryota; Metazoa; Chordata; Aves; Passeriformes; Acanthisittidae
Gene: CEND1
Product: cell cycle exit and neuronal differentiation 1
Exons: 1
Coding region: 1-387 (128 amino acids)
Biological process (GO): cerebellar Purkinje cell differentiation; cerebellum development; cerebellar granular layer maturation
Source: RefSeq, a predicted model, not a curated record